Messenger RNA from Orbicella faveolata, 2420 nucleotides. RefSeq lists its product as uncharacterized. Gene Ontology annotation, cellular component: plasma membrane. Gene Ontology annotation, biological process: homophilic cell-cell adhesion. Lineage: Eukaryota; Metazoa; Cnidaria; Anthozoa; Scleractinia; Merulinidae. The record is from RefSeq and is a predicted model, not a curated record.
AUGGCGGCGGGUCAGGCUACCACAAAAACAUCCACUAUCGUGCCAAUUCUGCAUCUUGUUUUCACAAUAGUCUCGAUUGCGGUUCUCUCGUACAAAGUUUACCACCUUGAGAGUGAAUUGUCGUUUAUUCGAGACGAAUUACCUACUCAUGACAGAAGUGAUGGCUUCACUAAGACGCUUCCACUUUCUACAGCUGAGCCAAUUAGCCAGCAUUCCCGCAGUGAUAGCAGAAGUGGUCGAAACCGUCGACGUGACCAGCGAAACCACAAGGAAGGCGCCGCCUCUCGUCCUAACCAGAAGAAGCCUGAAAGAACUUCAACAAAGCAAAAUAUAGACGCGGAUUGCCUUCAGAAGGCGAUAAAAAAUUUCCAGGCUAAGAACACUGCGAACGGAACUGAUAGGAUUGUCUGCAUGAGAGGUCCGCCAGGCCCACCCGGUGAACAAGGGCUCCGUGGACGUCGUGGACGUCCAGGCCCCUCUGGCAAAACUGGGCCACCUGGGAGAAGGGGUCCUCGAGGACCUCCAGGAAAGGGCACCAGCGUCAAUAUAACAGCCAUCAACAAGCUCGCCAAACGACUAGAGGCCUACACUCAAAGAGAAAUGACAAAAUUUGCUCCUCCUCGUUUCACGUCCAAGAUUCCUCCAUCCAUCACCAUCAGAGAAGGCACCAAGCUGUCACUCAAUAUCUCUGCAACCGGAAAUCCGGCUCCGAAAAUCACGUGGUCUUUGCAGGGUGGAAACCAUGGUAACCAAAGCCGAUUUAAGCUGACAAAUGAAACGUUUGAGAUAAUUGAAGUCCGCUUUGAGGAUCAGGGUAUGAUCACGUGUCAGGCGGAAAACGUGUUUGGUACUCGAGUGGCUCAAGUAAAACUUAUUGUAUUUGGACCACCAAGAUUCCCCAUCACACCACCAGGACAGGUUAUUGGUUUUUUGAAAAAAGCCACAAUAUUACAUUGUGCCGUAGUUGGUUACCCUACCCCUGAGGUCAAAUGGAACAGGUCUCCCCCGUCACCACUCCCCCAGGGACGCAGUGCAGUGAGCAAUAGCAGUCUUUAUAUUAACAACACUGAAGACGGCGAUGGAGGCAUUUACUUUUGUACUGCGACAAACAAACAUGGAAUGAUCAUUCAUGGAACUUUUCUGAAAGUAGAGUCUGUUGUACUUCCCUUCUUCUCGUCAACACCAUCGUCUUCUGUCUCUGUGCCAAGUAUUCGAGAAUCGCUCCGAGUCAGGUGUUCCGCUAAAGGAUCACCUCUACCCACAGUCACGUGGUACAAGAAUGACUUCAACGUGUCCGUCGUAAACAAGGUCACCGCCGAUGAAUUUACCAGCGAGCUUGUGAUUGGUGAAUUUCAGCCCGCGGACCAGGCCACCUAUAAAUGCGUUGCUCGUAACGUUUUCAACGACACAGUGGAGACAAGUACAAGAAUAUUUCUGCCUAACUGUGGCCAUCCAGGUUAUCAAAGGAACGCAGUGCUUGUACUGAGCAGCUACUGGGCAGGAGAGUACGUCAGAUACCUCUGUAAUCCGGGGUAUACUAUGCUUGGUCCUACAGUCAGAAGAUGCUUGCCCAGCGGUAGCUGGAGCGGAAAUGCAGUACAUUGUACCAACAGACCGGAAUGCUUCAAUCACAUGGUAAUAGAUGAUGAUUCACGUCGAGUGGGCUCCACACAUACUUACGACAGAUGCGACAGAGAUCUUGCUGCGGGUUGGUACAGGUUUAUAAACGGCAGACGCAUGAGCGAACGGUGUGCUAAGAACAACGCCUGCAACACAGAUUACCCUGGCUGGUUAGUUGGUGGCCAUCCUCACGUUUCGUCGGGAAGGGUCUUAUUAAAAGUGUGUUUCAGCAUGAAAUCGUCAUUCUCGUGUCCUUGCUCUACUCAUACCUAUAUUCUGGUACGCAGCUGUGGCUCGUUCUAUGUCUACAAACUGAAACCGACUCCAACAUGUGACCUUCGUUAUUGUACCGACUAAGUAUGUAUAAUGUAGCCUUUAACUUCACUUGAUCCUAAGACUGUAGUGAAGCUGAUGUCGGUGUAAGUGAUAAUUUCAUGGAAUAUUGAACACAAGUUGUAUCUGGCAAACAAUAAUUGAACGUUUACACGAUGCUUGCAGCGACUCGGGAUACAACGCUAAUCAAAAAACAUUACAAUUUCCUCGAUUGUGAUUGGUUUAAAAAACUCCUAUUUUCCACUAAUUCACCUGCCAAGUUGUUAUCGGACAGGUUGUUUUCGGACAGUUCGAUAAGCCAAUCAUAUUCAAAGUCGAAGUUUAAAUCAACCAAUCACAUUCAAAGUUGUAGUUUAAAUCAACCAAUCACAAUCUUAAACAAUUUACGCCUCCUUUGUCAGUCUUUUAAUGCAAAUUUUCCCUUUCUUUCAUAACUUGGUUAUUCUUCUUUCCUCGAAAAUUGUAAU